Gymnodraco acuticeps is the source of this 2452-nucleotide messenger RNA. RefSeq names its product C1q and TNF related 6b (gene c1qtnf6b). The transcript has 3 exons. Bases 233 to 964 code for a protein of 243 amino acids. Gene Ontology annotation, molecular function: protein binding. Lineage: Eukaryota; Metazoa; Chordata; Actinopteri; Perciformes; Bathydraconidae. The record is from RefSeq and is a predicted model, not a curated record.
GCUGUCUUUACACGCUUAAGUGAGAGUGAUGGAUGGGGGGGAGUAAAUGGAGGAGAGGAAGACACAGUUUGAUCUUAUUUCACGAGGGAGGGAGUAGGAAGUGUGUGUGUGUGUGAGUGGAAGUGUGUGAGGAGAGAGAGAGAGGUUGCUCCUCAGUUGUUCCUCCUCUCAGUCUGACAGCAGCAGCCGGUCGUUCCUCCUCAGCUGUGGACCCCACCAGGUAGUGACAGCCAUGUUGGCGGCGGUGUGUUUGCGGCUGCUCUUGCUCCUCCCUCUGGUCUUCAGCGUCCCCCCCCCCUCCAGAUCUCCUUCCAGACUCUGCAGACGCUGCUGUGAAUACCCAGAGCCGCCAGCAGGCUCCAGCCAGUACCAGAUGCCUGAGGUCCGCACCGUCAUCAACAUGACCAUCCUCAAAGGUGAUACAGGAGACCGAGGCAACAAGGGUACCCCUGGUAAACCUGGUUUAGAGGGACCUCCAGGCCACGGAGGACCGUUGGGCCCUAAAGGCCCCAAAGGCCACCAAGGUGUCCCAGGAGACGCCUGUAAGAUCCCCCAGUCCUCCUUCUCCGUGGGCCGUCGGAAGUCCCUGCACAGCCUCGACUACUACACGGCGCUGGUGUUCGACACGGUGUUCGUCAACCAGUACGAGCACUUCAACAUGUUCAAGGGCAAGUUCUACUGCUACGUGCCCGGGAUCUACUUCUUUAACGUGAACAUCCACACCUGGAACUUCAAGGAGACGUACCUGCACCUGAUGCACAACGACAAGGAGCAGGUGAUCCUGUACGCCCAGCCCAGCGAGAGGUCCAUCAUGCAGAGCCAGAGUGUUAUGAUGGACCUGAGUCUGAACGACGAGGUGUGGGUGCGACUCUACAAGAGGGAGCGGGAGAACGCCGUGUACAGCGACAACGUGGACGUUUACAUCACCUUCAACGGAUACCUGGUGGCACCGAGCGCCCAAUGAGACUGGGACAAAGGGGAUUAUAAAAAGAGUCAUCGCUGGGAUUAUUGGGUCUUCACGCCGAGGAGAGAAGAUAAUUUAAUAGAGGAAGUUUGGUGCUUUUUUAUAUAUAACGUUCAGCCUGGACAGGAAUAUAAGGAACCAAAAGUAAAACAGGUUCAAGUUCAAGAUAAGUCAGAAUUCUGAAAUGUUCUCAAAAUCUUGACUUUUUUCUAAUGAUUUUGAGAAAAAAGUAAUUUAGAGAUUUUCUCAGGGUUUUGACUUUAAUCUCAGAAUAAAGUCAGUGUUUCUUUUCUAACCAUUUUGAAAUUAAAAUAAGAAAAAAUACUUGUUGUAAUUUUAGAUUAAAGUACGAUUUCAAACUUUUUCUCGGAUUUCAAACUUUUUCCUUCAAAAUCCAGACUUUAUUCGGAUAAUUCAGAUUUUCUAUCCGAAUUUGUGAAACAAGUAAUAAUCCUUUUUGUUAUAAUUUUGCGAUUAAAGUUGGAAUUCAGAUUUUUAUUUGUUCUCAGUUUUGUCUUUGUCUUAUUCCACUUUUGGGCAGAUCUCAAACUCUUUUUCUUUCUUCAACCUUGAUACCUUGAUCUCUUCAAGAAAACGUAAGGUAACACAAGGUCAUAAACUACACUUUUAGGAAUCAAUUUAAAUGACCUGCUUUGCACUAGAAAGCCACUCACUUCUCCUCUUUGGGCGUCUUCCCUUUCCUUUCAGGGACUUUGUGUUGAAACACAAGUUGUGUCACGCAUCAGGAAUCUUCUAUCCGUGCUAUCAGUUGUGUUUAUAAAGAGCUUCUGUCAGACUCAAAUGUGUUUGGACAGACAGCUGUCAGACCUUUAACAAACGUUUCCUUCAUGCCUGUCAGAAUGUUAAAGGGUCAGUUCACCAAAACUCAUCAGAUUACUGUACAUAAAGCCAUGGUUUCUUCGAACCCUCACAAGUUCGUUUUAUGUAAAUGUUAAACAGCAUGUUUGAAACUUUGCAUAUCAACCGAGAGAAAAUAUGUUUCUUGUUGGUUCUUGUUGGAGAAGCUUUGACUGUUUCAUUUACAUAAUGUUCCUAAAGGAGUUAACCCUCUAAAUGGAAGAAGGAAGAGCACAGUUGGGUUUUAUCUUUCUGUAUUUGUGUUGAACUGACCCUUAAACCUAAAUGUAUGCCAACGUAUCAAAAUGAAAAAGGGUGCUUUAAUUUCCCAGAGCAGGAAUUCAUUGGGAUGUUGAUGAUAAACUGAUGUAUUCUCACAGAGACUCCAAGCUGCAGAGCAGUUAAUGUAAAUAGCUGUAUAGAAGCUGUCUUUAUUACUUCGGCUCGUUUGCACCUGUCGGCCAUCGUACCUUAUAGUCAGUAUCUGUGCUAGCAUUCAUGCUCAGGGCUGGACUGUGUGUGUGUUUCCUUCUUCAUUAACCAAGUAUCUACUUGUUCUGUUUCACUGAGCGACAAACAGACACUUGAUUAUGAAACAUUAAACAUUUCAGAAUGAAAAGUGAAAUCAGA